Molecule: messenger RNA, 3501 nt
Organism: Osmerus eperlanus (European smelt)
Lineage: Eukaryota; Metazoa; Chordata; Actinopteri; Osmeriformes; Osmeridae
Gene: evi2b
Product: protein EVI2B
Exons: 2
Coding region: 79-1500 (473 amino acids)
Source: RefSeq, a predicted model, not a curated record
ACUCGGGGCCCUAUCCGUAAUUAAACUGCUGCUUUCAGAACAGUGAGCACAACUAUGACGGUGGUAAAACUAGUUUAGAUGCAUCAUAAUUCUGAGAAGACAACAAUGGAAGGAUUGCACUUUGCCUUUGUUCUGGUUCUGUGGAUGCUGCCACUGGGAUUGAAUGGCACUGUGACACCUGAACAGCUCACCCACUUCACCAGUUCAAGGAAUGAUGAGGUCAUUUUAACUGACCAGACAAAAUCAUUUACAUUGGCCCAACAAAACACGAAAUCCACACACACCCUGAAAUCCAGCCAAAACCCUGAAGCUACAAUAGAACUGUCGACUCAAACUUGGAUCUCUGACAACCGUUCAAGGCCAAUCAUUCAAACCAGACCAGAUCCAACCACUCCAGGGAUGGAAUCAUACUUCAACACCUCCACAAAGACAAUGCAACCCAACACAACCAAAGACCAAUCAGGAGUGACAUCAGUUGUGGUUGUGCGAGGAGAAGACUUGAAGAGAGAUUCAAGUACAACAGCCAGUGAAGGUCCUCUCCCAACCACCCCAUCACAAGUUUCAAUCCCGGAAAUGACGACCACCUCGACAAAAUCCAUUGAUGAACAACCAACAGACCAGCUUGCUGCUACAACCUCAGACUCCACUGACCCUAGUUCAACAUUCAUGUCUGAAACAAACCCUACAACACCAACCACAGUGAGUAAGGCUGUUGACAUGACUACCAGCACCAAGGGCCUCAUCACUCAAGUGGUCAACACAGAGAUGACGGUAAUUGUUUCCACUACCACUGCAGUCACAACAAAAAGAGAACCAAUUGAUCGACCAACAAAGGCAACAAAUCAGAAAAAACCCAAAGAGGCGGGUAAGCACGGCACAGUGGUGGCGGUACUGAUUGGUGGAGCAAUAAUAAUUAUGAUGCUCGGUUUUGUCAUCAUCUUCAUGAAGAAACGAAGGCUACAGAGAAAACAGAUAAUGAACACAGAAUGGGCUGGCCCCUCCCCUUUCCUGGACGGUGUAGUUGAUGAUGACGACAACGGACAAGUCCACUUAAGAGGAUCACAGCGUAUUUCUUUAGUGGGAUUCCUGCCUCAGAGGUUGUCCACGAGGCUGUCUUUGCUUCAGGAGACAAAUACAGACUACAACAUGGAGGAUAUUCCACAAAGUACAUUUGGAAGGGAGUUAAGUGCUGGAGAGGUGGAACCAAGCAACGAGACCAAAUUGGGAGAAAAAAAAAUCGAGGAUAAGGAAUCUCCGAGUUCAAUCUCUCCAACGAUCCCAUCAACCGACCAUGACAAUGAUGACCCCAAGACACCUGCUACCACUGAAGACACAGCCUCAAAUUCAGACCACUUACUUGUUCACCCUCUUUCACCACCUAAAGACUCUCUACCUUUGAUGGACAUUGACCUGAGUCCCCGUCCUGAUGCCAUCCCCAGUGUACCAAACACGGCUGGUGCCAUUAUUCCCCCUGCUCCCCCUUUACCCAUGUCCACGUAAGAACUAUCAUGACAAAAAAUUAUGGUGGUGUCUCCGUGGUGUCUGCUUUUCCCUGUAGCCACAGUCCUGCACCUGAAUCAGCAUUUGUUUGCUUUGCCUAAAAGUGAGACUUAUUUUCAAGUAGUAGAUAAGAAGUGCAUUUAUUGAGAACAAGAAAAUGUCUACUGAGAUAGGGCUGUCAAUUGUUUUAGUCACUAGACCAAAUUAGAAUGUACUGCAUACAGGUCUUAGUGAUGUGCCUUUAAAUAUAUUUCAAGUUUCUGAGAACUGAAAACGGGAAGGCAACACACAGCAGAUGGAAAUGACAAACAUCCACCCUUUCUCAUCUGCCAAAAAACCACAAUAUAUGACAUGAAGAACUGCAACCAAAUACCAUUUUCUCCAACAAAAGAGAAAGAUUUACAUAUUUAUACAAAACAAAUGUACUGAAAUACCAGGUGAGGUUUAUAUGGUACACUGCUUUAUGCUAAGCCUGGAACAUUCCGUAAAAAACCUCUGUUGCGAAGGUUCAGACCACAAUUCAUCCCUUGUGGAUGGUGCUUGUCAAACGCCACUGCCUCCCUCCUCCAGCCCUGCAGACCAGAUACCAAACCCCAGCACCUGCUUUAUCCUCCUCUAUAAAGUCUGUCACCCGGAAGAUACAGCAGCUAUCAAUUCAGAGCUCUCUCACUCUCUUCCCCUCUUCACACUCUCUAAGAGAAAAAUGUACAGACAAGAAAAUCAGGAACAGAAAAAUAACUUGAGACCUUGUGUUGUUUCUCGUAUUUGUGAGUGCCUGUGCUUAUAUCUAAGUAAAUGAGUGAAUGAGAAAGGGCAGACAAAAGCAUGAGGAGCAGCUAAAUAUAAAACCACGAGAGAGUAAAACCACACAAGUAUUUUCAGUUUAGACAACGUCUAACGUCAAUGGGUUGUCUGAACAACCCAUUGACUGCACUCCAUUCUAUUCAUUCAAACAAAGGUGAUCUAGUUAAUGAGCUAGGGCAUAGUGGUAUGACUAACCCAACAUUUAACUUUGUUCCAAUGUAGGGGUUUGUCACUUUAAGAAAAGGUGUGAAUAACUAUUUCCUUCCUGAAAACGAACAGUUUAUGAAAACAACAUUUCAACUUCAAAACUCAUCUAUUCAUAUCUGCAUCUCAAUCGGAAGUAAAACGCUGAUAUUGGUUUGGCACCAGUAACUCUUCUAGCACUAGUAACUCUUCUAGCCCUAGUAACUCUUCUAGCCCUAGUAACUCUUCUAGCCCUAGUAACUCUUCUAGCACUAGUAACUCUUCUAGCCCUAGUAACUCUUCUAGCACUAGUAACUCUUCUAGCACUAGUAGCCCUUUCCUCUACUGGCAAAGCUGCCUGGUGUUUCUAUGCAGUUGCACACUUUUGAUUGAUGUUGCCUCCUCCUUUAUGAGUUGCCUUUCUGAACAGAUGAUUGUGAAUAGACCACCAAGGUCUACUGUGUAAUCUAGUCUGGUCCAUAACUGAACCAUUUAGCCUGCAGUAGCAGCAAAACCAGCAGACUGACUCCACCACAUGCAAUGCAUGGCCUUAGGUAACAAAAUGAUAACUCGUCUCACCGCAAGCUGGUCGGUGGUCCAACACAACUAUCCUGUGCGUGUGUGUGUGAUUCCAUGAGGGGAAACACGCACACCUACACAAAGAUACAUGUAUGAGAGACAGGACUGUAAGGUUGGGUGGACUGUACCCUCUGGUCUGGGUGAAGUGAAACACGGAGCAUUGCAGAGCGGAAGGAAGAGGGAGUGAAGUAGACAUUUGAGUCACAAGACAUUCACCAUCAGUGGUCUUGGAUAUCUGGCACUGUGUCAAAGAGUGGCAUAAGCCCUGACAGUAAACCUAUUGCUCUAAAUUGUCCCUUUGUGUUACGACUGAAUAAUUCUGUAUCUGUCUUUUUGUAAUUAUGCUAUUACAGUUAGGCUGUUAUAUAUUGAGAUAAAAAUUUAACAGAUACGUAACCGAUACGUACUGGGAUCAAUAAAGUUGUAUUGUUUCAA